Molecule: messenger RNA, 1015 nt
Organism: Camponotus floridanus (Florida carpenter ant)
Lineage: Eukaryota; Metazoa; Arthropoda; Insecta; Hymenoptera; Formicidae
Gene: snf
Product: U1 small nuclear ribonucleoprotein A
Exons: 3
Coding region: 14-709 (231 amino acids)
Biological process (GO): mRNA splicing, via spliceosome
Cellular component (GO): U1 snRNP
Molecular function (GO): U1 snRNA binding
Source: RefSeq, a predicted model, not a curated record
UUUAACAUCAAAAAUGGAUAUUCGUCCAAAUAACACCAUUUAUAUCAACAAUUUAAAUGAAAAAAUAAAAAAGGAGGAAUUAAAAAAAUCACUAUAUGCCAUCUUUUCACAAUUUGGCCAAAUUUUGGAUAUCGUGGCUUUAAAAACACUCAAGAUGCGUGGACAGGCUUUUGUUAUCUUCAAGGAAAUAGCAAGCGCAUCAAAUGCUUUGAGAUCUAUGCAAGGAUUUCCAUUUUAUGAUAAACCAAUGAGGAUACAGUAUGCUAAAACUGACAGCGAUGUAAUAGCCAAAAUGAAAGGUACCUUUGCAGAACGUCCAAAGAAACCAAAACGAAUUAUUCCAGCAGCAGAUGAGGAAGCUAAACGUGCCAAAAAGCGUGCAAAAGAGCAAGCAAAGCAUUCGCAGCAAGUUGGAUAUCAUCCUAAUGUACCUCAGCAUCCAGGACUUGUCAAUACGGCUGUUCCUGAACAACCACCAAAUCAAAUAUUAUUCUUAACAAAUUUACCAGAUGAAACAAGUGAAAUGAUGUUAUCGAUGUUAUUUAACCAAUUUCCAGGCUUUAAAGAAGUACGAUUGGUACCUAAUCGGCAUGAUAUUGCUUUUGUCGAAUUUGAAAAUGAAGUUCAAUCUGGAGCAGCGAAAGAUGCUCUUCAAGGUUUCAAAAUCACACCUUCACAUGCAAUGAAAAUAUCAUUUGCAAAAAAAUAAAUUUGCUGGUUUUUUUCUAUUGUUUGUGUGAUAGAAUAUUGGAAUGUAAGUAAAAUAUAUAAACCAAAUUGUGCAUUUGUAUAAAGCGAAUGUAUUGAUAGCUAUUGAUGACUAUUAAUAUGAGCUUGGAUCAUCUCAUUCGUGAUAUUGUACAAUGGAAAGUAUUUUGUUUGGCAAUGGUUAUUUUGCAAUCAAAUUUUCAAUAAGUGAAUUAAACAUGUAUAUGUGCAACAGAUUCUGCCAUGAUAGAGACAUUGCAAUUAUGAAAAAUACAUGUAAGAAGUUAAAUAAAUUUUUGAAAUUUUG